AGUCAACCAAGUAACACUGUCACCAAGUUUUUAUAAGUAAAAAGUAAAUAAAGUUGCUGUGAUCCGACCAGCGAUUUCUUGCAAUGAAAUGUCGCUCCGUUCAAGAGUUUUAGGCUUAGUGGAAGUAGUGUUAAGGGUGCCACCAUUAUUCGUAAUUGAUGAAAUACUUAAAUUUGGUAUAGGCCUCGAAGAGCUGACUGAACAUGAUCUGUCCAGUUUCCAAGAGAAAUUCGAGCAAUUCGAAGAAAAUAUUCGAAGCAAUGCGACGACGGUCCCUUAUAACCCAGUAUUCUAUAAGUUUUUUUUCGUGUCCUUGCUGAGGCUGCUGCUGAGUGCUGUAGGAUGUGCAGCUGCCCUAUGUCUCUUCAUUUUACACAUAAAACACCUGAUGGUGGCCUAUAUGUACAUAAUGUCCGUGGGAGUAGUUUUCGUGUCGUAUUGGAGCAACAUGAGCACAAUCAAAUCAGUUUCCAUCAUGUUGGAAGAGUUCCACAAUGGGUCAAGCAUCUUGGACAAUAUUCUCUCGUUGGACCUGGAAACCCUGACUAAAAACGGGGAGGUGACGUUCCAGGUUUUCCAAAACUAUGUACUGCAGUGUUUCCUGUCGUUUAUCUUCGUGAACAUCCAUCUGGGACCUCGAUAUUCCACUCUCCAGAAACUGUUACCUUUGGCAUUCCUUGCACCUUCCAUGAUGACGGUAUUGCCUGUGCCUUCGUGGCUUUUAAACCACAUGCCGGUGUUUUCGGCCCUCCUCCCUCUCGCACUGGUUAAGUUCGUCCUUUGGUCGUCCGUAGUACCCAUAAUACAAACCCUAUACAAAGGGUACAGCUACGCUAGGACUUUCGUUUCUAACUUCGGUAUGUCGGCUUUGGUGGAGACCGAAUGGACUAGACUGAACGUACCCGAAGUCCUGCGCACCUUUUGGCUGCUCCGAGUUUUGGAACACAUGGGUAUCUUCUUCGCUUCAGGGUACUGGGAGUUGGACGACGACGUCACCCCCUCCUUCCGAUUGUUGAAGUACCUUCUAGUCACAGGUUGUGAUACUCUGACUGCGGUUCUUGGGAUCACGAGCAUAGUCUCGUACGUGUGUAACUACAUAGGCAAGUUUUUCCAAUGGUUACUCCUCAGCGACGACGAGAACGACAAGAAUUUCGGCACGGUCUCGGCCAUCGUUUUCUACAUCCUCGCCUUACAAACCGGCCUGACCGGCUUGGAGCCCGAAAUUCGCUUCGUCCGACUUUGCAGAAAUUUCUGUUUGUUGUUCACAGCAAUUUUACAUUUCGUUCACAACGUGGUGAACCCUCUCCUAAUGAGUCUCAGUGCAUCGCACAAUCCGUCGCUGAGGCGGCAUCUACACGCUCUUCUAGUCUGUCUGGUCCUGGUGGUGCUUCCUCUCCUUCUCAUGUACUACCUGUGGUCCACGCAAGACACCUCCACGUGGCUUCUGGCCGUGUCCGCCUUCAGCAUAGAAGUCAUCGUGAAAGUUUUCGUUUCUCUGGCUAUCUACUCCCUCUUCCUUCUCGAUGCCCGAAGGGAGACCUUCUGGGAGAAGCUCGACGACUACAUCUACUACAUCCGGGCUUUCGGCAACACCGUCGAGUUCUGCUUUGGCAUCUUCCUGUUCUUCAACGGUGCCUGGAUUUUGUUGUUCGAGAGCGGCAGCGCCAUUAGGGCUGUCAUGAUGUGCAUCCACGCCUACUUUAACAUCUGGUGCGACGCCAAAGCCGGUUGGUCCGUUUUUAUGAAACGGAGGACCGCUGUUAAUAAGAUCGAGAGUCUGCCAGAGGCGGAGGAAGAGCAAUUAAGGCGUCUGGACGACGUCUGCGCCAUUUGCUACCAAGAAAUGCGCUCGGCGAAGAUCACCAGGUGCAAACACUUCUUCCACGGGGUGUGUCUGAGGAAGUGGCUGUACGUGCAGGACAGGUGUCCUCUGUGCCAUGAGAUCCUCCACGGGAUGGACUGCGAGGAGAGGAAGCAAAGCAAUCAGCCGAGGCCCACCGACCAGGAGGAGGAAAAUAAUUACGACAGGUGAUAAUUUUAGCGAUAUAAUAGGAUUUUUAAGUGUAUCGCGGAGAUUUGAGGAGUGUAUGUACUGAAUACGUUAAAUAUAGUAUUUUAAUAUUAUGAUGACUUUGACGAGUCCUAGUUAUUGGGUUUGGUCAGACGCUGAGAUUCGAUCCACAUUUAAGGAAGGUUGAGUUUUGGGGGUUUCGAAAGUCGCGUCAUGAUGGUUCCUGUGAUUUUUGAUGUGGGUUGCGUACCGGUGUCAUACUUAGAUUAUUGAACCCAUGUUUAUGACGAAAACCGAUCGAUUUCUUUUGAUUCUUUAUUGUUGAAAUGGUACUUAUGUAUAUUAUGUGCAAAAAUUUUUAUGUAUAUAUCUAUUGUACAGAGCAGAUAGGUGUUAUAAAGUCAACUUUCCUUAUCGAAUUCAAUUUUCUUUGUUAUUUUUUCUAUUAUUAAAUUUUAUAAAACACUUAAGUCACUGAGGCACUCCUGAGCUAUACUGUUAUAUAAUUUAUUAUAGAACAAUAAAAAUUAUUUUAAGUUA
Molecule: messenger RNA, 2551 nt
Organism: Zophobas morio
Lineage: Eukaryota; Metazoa; Arthropoda; Insecta; Coleoptera; Tenebrionidae
Gene: Trc8
Product: protein TRC8 homolog
Exons: 2
Coding region: 89-2032 (647 amino acids)
Biological process (GO): ERAD pathway
Cellular component (GO): endomembrane system; endoplasmic reticulum
Source: RefSeq, a predicted model, not a curated record